Molecule: messenger RNA, 717 nt
Organism: Panthera uncia (snow leopard)
Lineage: Eukaryota; Metazoa; Chordata; Mammalia; Carnivora; Felidae
Gene: BCL2A1
Product: BCL2 related protein A1
Exons: 2
Coding region: 14-538 (174 amino acids)
Biological process (GO): release of cytochrome c from mitochondria; negative regulation of apoptotic process; positive regulation of apoptotic process
Cellular component (GO): mitochondrial outer membrane
Molecular function (GO): protein heterodimerization activity; channel activity; protein homodimerization activity
Source: RefSeq, a predicted model, not a curated record
CAGCGGGCAGAGGAUGGCGGACGGCGAGUUUGGGUACGUUCUCACGCUGGCCCGGGACUAUACGAAGCACGUUCUGCAGGGGCCCCAGCCCGGGUGCCACCCAAGCAGAGUAUCCCAAGUGCUACAAGACGUGGCCUUCUCGGUCCAGGGGGAGGUCGAGAAGCAGCUGAAGCCGUGCCUGGACAAGUUCCACGUGGGGUCGGUAGACACGGCCAGGACGAUGUUCCACCAAGUGAUGGAGAAGGAAUUUGAAGACGGCAUCAUCAACUGGGGCAGGAUUGUGACUAUAUUUGCGUUUGAGGGCAUCCUCAUCAAGAAGCUUCUCCAGGAGCGGAUCGUCCCAGACGCAGAUGCGUUCAAGGUUUCCUACUUCGUUGCCGAGUUCAUCACGAAACACACGGGAGAAUGGAUCCGGCAAAACGGAGGCUGGGAAAACGGCUUUGUAAGGAAGUUCGAACCCAAGUCUGGCUGGCUGACCUUUCUGGAAGUUACAGGAAAGAUCUGUAAGGUAUUGUCUGUCCUGAAGAACUACUACUGAGCGGCCAGAAGCACAGAACACUCUGGAUUGUGAAACCUGCCUGGCUGUCUUGACUCUUGCACUAAGUGUUGCCGGCACGCACUUCCACUGGACAAACGACUUUGGUGAUGUAACUCGAUCUUGCAGAGUUACGGGGAUUUUGUUCUCAUUUUGAUAAAUAAACCGUAUUUGUCUCAGUA